Molecule: messenger RNA, 2905 nt
Organism: Callorhinchus milii (elephant shark)
Lineage: Eukaryota; Metazoa; Chordata; Chondrichthyes; Chimaeriformes; Callorhinchidae
Gene: sv2
Product: synaptic vesicle glycoprotein 2
Exons: 13
Coding region: 55-1653 (532 amino acids)
Biological process (GO): transmembrane transport
Cellular component (GO): membrane
Molecular function (GO): transmembrane transporter activity
Source: RefSeq, a predicted model, not a curated record
CAUUUGGGCGGGUUUGGGCUACACGCGGCGGGUGAAUCGUCGGCAGCCGCCAACAUGGAGCCGCGGGACCGGGAGCCGCUGCUGAGGGGCCUCCGCGCCGAGGAGACGGACAGUGAAGGUGAAGUGAUUUUUGAGCAGACGAAGGUGAGCAAGACUGAUCUGCGACGCCAUGUUUUUACCUACGAGGAGGCAGUGGAGGAAGCGGGCUUUGGCUGCUACCACCUGAUGCUCCUGCUUGUCUGUGGCUGGGCCAAUGCCAGUGAUGCUGUUGAGAUUCUGUGCGUGUCCUUCCUGCUCCCCACAGCCCGGUGUGAUCUCCACCUCAAUACCACUGACAUGGGCUGGCUGACAGCCAGCAUCUUCCUAGGGAUGAUGAUCGGAGGCUACAUGUGGGGAGCACUGGCAGACCUGAAAGGCCGUCGCUCUGUUCUCCUCUUCUCGCUGACGAUCAAUGGUGUAUUCGGAGCCCUGUCCAGCUUGGCCUCACACUUCUGGCUCUUCCUGCUUCUGCGAUUUUUGAGUGGAAUCGGUGUCGGGGGUUCCAUUCCCGUCAUAUUCUCCUAUUUCACGGAAUUCCAGCCAAGGAAUAAGAGAGGGACCAUGAUCAGCGCUCUGGCAACAUUCUGGAUGGCAGGGAAUAUUUUAACAGCAGGUCUAGCCUGGUUGGUUAUCCCUAGCACCUCACUGUCUUUCCAGCUGAGUUGGCUGCAGUUUCGGAGCUGGCGGCUGUUUGUGAUGCUGUGCUCGAUCCCCAGCCUGUCAUCGGCAUUUAUCUAUGCUGUGGGGAUGCCAGAAAGCCCCAGGUAUCUGAUGGAAGCUGGCCGUGGGGAUGAAGCUAUCCGGGUUUUCCGGCGCAUGUUUUACUGGAACCAACAAGGGAGAAACCGCACCUUUUCAGUUGCCCGGUUAAAGACCCCACCCACAGAGGACAGUAAAACCUACUUUGGGAAUACUGCUGGUCAACGACUCCAACAUCAGCUGCUGAAGGGAUUGGAUCCAAUCAGGAAAAUCUUCUCCUCUCCGCUGCGAUCCAGAACGAUUCCUCUCGCACUCAUCUUCUUCAGUAUCUCGUUCGGGUAUUAUGGUCUAUGGAUGUGGUUCCCAGAGCUGUUCAGACGGAUAGAGAUGGGAGGAGGGUCUCCCUGCAUCACUAACAUGAGCCAGUCGAGCAGUGGAAACGUGAACAUUAGCUGUUACCCCGUGAACACUGCAGUGUAUAAAGAGGGUUUCAUCACAGCUGCUGCCAAUCUCCCUGGUAACAUCCUUACCAUCUUAGUCAUGGAUCUGGUGGGAGGAAAAUUACUGCUUUGUGGCAGUCUCAUUCUCUCAGGAAUCACUGUGUUCUUUAUCUGGGAAGUGAAGACCAAAACCCAGAGCUUGAUCAUGUCUUGUCUCUUCAGUGCCAUCUCCGUUAUUGCCUGGAACUCUCUUGAUGUCCUAGGACCAGAACUCUACCCCACUCAACUCCGCUCAUCGGCUCUGGGAGUGUUCACAGGCAUUGGCCGCAUUGCCUCCAUCUUGGGAAAUGUUGUGUUUGGUCAGUUAGUGGAUCUGAGCUGUGCUGUGCCCAUCCUUUUGAUGGCAGCUAUGCUUUUUGCAGGUGGUCUGAUUGCUCUUAAACUGCCAAACACCAAGAACAUAGAAUUAAGCUGAGGGCUCAGGUAUUGUUCUUGAAGGGAGGAAGGCUGGACCGAAACUGUCCCAGUGCUCUCUCUCUCUCUCUCUCGUGCAUUCAGUUCUCUGAAAUUCUGAGAAAAGCAAUAUUCAUGUGGGAUGUUUAGAAUGAAAUUGGGUUCUUCGUCUAAUGUCUAUUCAGAAAUGAAAAGGAUAACUGUGUAGCGACUACUGUGAAGAAAAUGUAAUCAGAAAUGGCAAUACGCUUCCAAUAGGAAGCAAUAACCAUGGAACCUUGUUUUGUGGUGCGUCAACUGUUUAAAAAAAAAACCUCUUGCACAUACAUUUAAGAAUUCUCUCUGACACAUUUUCUUAUGGAAGUAAACAAAUGAUAUUGGACCCCAAAAAGCUUAAAAGCUUUAUUAGAUGGAUCAAUUCUUGGAUCUAUUAAAACUAGUCCAUCACUUGACCUUUAGCUCUCACAGAUGAGGAUGCUCCAAACUUGGAACAAAAAUGUCACUGUUCCCAUUGGUUACACGGUGGAGAUAUUUUCACCUUUGUUCUAUGCAUAUUUUUAUUAUUUUCCAUAACAACUAACCCAGAAUGUAAUCCAAUACAUUUGCCAUGGCCAACCUUGCCAAAACAGUUACCAAAUUAUUUCACUGAACCUCUGCAUUAUGGAAGGGACUUACAAUUAGCAAUCUGGUGAGAUGCUGUAGGUUAAGGUUACGCAUGCCUUGCUCUCUCAGCUAUUCGAAUUAUAGCAUUUUCUUUGAAGUAAGAAUUGGGACAUGAGAAUCCAACUAUGAUAUCCAAUAUGUAUCCAAAUAUGUAAAUUAGGAGCAGCGCGGUGGAGUUUUAGUGCCUUUUUUUUCUAAUCAAGGGGACUGUUACAAUUUUUUUUACACUCUGAUUACUGCAAUAGAGCACUUUAAUAAAGUGCAUGUCAUUUAUAUAGCUGUAGAUAACAAAUCCAGGAACUAGGAUUUAUUGCAACAAUUUGCACUUAUCUUACCUUUUGUGGCACCUUUUGUGAAACAAAGCCACUCAUUUAUUAGUGUUGAACAAGAAAUUCUUUCCCUCCCACAUGGGCUUGGGACGCUUUUCCCGAUAGCGUCAGAACGUUUGCGGGGACAGUAAUAGCUGUCAGGGCUGCUGACCCCCUUUCUACAAGUGGGAGUGAAAGCAGGAACCAAUCAGUAAAAUGGUGUUGGGCCUAUUCUAGUUCAGGAGAUUAGUCAUAAAAACAGAAGUCACUGGAAACACUCAGCAGAUUUUUCAUAGAAUGUUA